ACACACACACACACACACACGCUGAGCAAAAGCGACAGCAGCAGUAGAGACAGAACGGACGUAGAAGCGCGAGCUCUGUUUUAAACCGGGGAUCUGGGGACUUCGUAUUAACGCACGUGCCGUUCAGCGCGUUCAUCAAUGGGACGUUUCCGGUCCUCGGUGUGUCUUCUGUCCCAAUUUCGGACUUUUGUUGCUUUUUUUUUUUGAUCUGAUCUGAUUAGAAAAGACGAAUGAAGUGACUUAGGGUGGAUUUUACCUGCAAGAGCGACACCCAAGAGAAACAAUGCUGGCCAGGAUCAUGUUCCUUUGUUCCUUUUUAGCUUGUGCUAGUUUGCAGGAGGAUGAGAGUCUAAAGGUAUCUUUUGCAGGAGCUUGUGAAACAUUGUGCGCCUGCGAGGAGAAGGACGGAGUGUUGCACAUAAAUUGCGAGAAAAGAAAUAUAAACAGGAUCUCUCAAGUCCAAGUACCUUCAGAUAGACCUUUCCAUUUAAAUCUAUACAAGAACGAUAUUGUGGAGCUGCUCCCAGAGGACAUGGAGGCUUUUAAGAACGCAGUCACAUUGCAUCUGAGUGGUAACAGCAUACAAGAGCUGGUGCCCGGUGUUUUCAGUGCACUGGGCUCGUUGAAGAAGUUGCACAUCAACAGCAAUUUUCUGGUGAUGUUGAAGGAGGAUACUUUUCAUGGCUUGGUAAAUUUAGAAUACCUCCAGGCUGACACAAAUUUCAUCCGAAUCGUGGAGCCUGGGGCAUUUAGCAAACUUGUCCGUCUCAAAGUCCUGAUCCUCAACGAUAACUCCAUCGAGUUCCUUCCCAGCAACAUCUUCCGAUUCGUGCCUCUGACUCAUUUGGACCUACGUGGAAACAAUCUUCAGACUCUGCCGUAUGUGGGAUUUCUAGAGCACAUAGGCCGCAUCAUUGAGCUUCAGCUGGAGGACAAUAAUUGGAUCUGUGACUGCCAGAAUCUCCAGUUGAAGAACUGGAUCGAGAUUAUGCGACCACAGUCAUCCAUUGGGGAAGUGGUUUGCGACAGCCCCCAGCAUCUCAAGGGUAUCCCUUUGGCCAAAGUAAAACGGGAUGUAUUGUGCCCGUCCCAUGCGGAUAUAAACUUUGAAGAACCGUCCAAGUCUCUGGACAUGGUGGUCACCCCGUCGACAAAGGUGCUCCAAAUACCAGAAUCAAGAAAUGAUGCAAAGAUUCCCACGCCUUCUCAUGUCCCAAAGACAUCAUGUGCAUCAGAGUGUUCUUGUCACAACCAUCCCAGCGCAGGGUUCCUCAUUCACUGCGAGGAUCGGGGCAUCCAGAGGAUAUCAGACCUCGGAAUUUUUCAGCAAAGUCCGAGUAAGCUUGUUUUAACUGGCAACAUGAUAGAGCGAAUCCUAAAAUAUGAUUUUGUUACAUAUGACAGUUUGGAGUUGCUUAAUCUGGCAAACAACCAAAUCAACUAUGUAGACAACGAAGCAUUUUUAAGUCUGAGCAGUCUUAAAAAACUGUACCUGAAUGGUAAUAGGAUUGAGAGAAUUACUGCUACUAUGUUUGUAGGCCUCCAUAAUCUGGAAUACUUGUACUUGGAAUAUAACACAAUCAGGGAGAUUGAGGCAGGUUCAUUCAACCCUUUGACAAACCUCAAUCUCCUGUUCUUGAACAACAACCAGCUCAGUGCUCUACCAGCGCAAAUAUUUAGGAACGUUCCCUUGGCCAAGUUGAAUUUGCGAAGCAAUCUGUUCAUGCACCUGCAGGUCAGCAAUGUGUUAGAGCAGCUCGAUUUCCUGGAACAGAUUUACCUCGAGGACAAUCCUUGGGACUGUACAUGUGAUCUAGUCAGCAUAAAGCAAUGGUUAGAGAAGCUCAGGAAGGAUACGGUGGUGGGCUCCAUCUUGUGCCACAGUCCCAAAAAAAUCGUCAAUGCUGAAGUCAGGCUCCUAAAGCAUGAUGUUCUUUGCCCUGGUUUGGUCACGCAAUACUCCUUACCCUCGAGUGAAUUUGGGGCUGUUACAACAAUAGCACCGGAAGGAGGCAUAAACGGCUUCUUCCGAUCCCUAACUGAUGCAGUUCCUCUUUCUGUCCUAAUCCUAUGCCUCCUCAUUCUCUUCCUUACUAUUAUCUUCUGUUCUGCGGGGAUCAUUGUCUUUGUCUUGCACCGCCGACGCAGGCGUUCAAAGAAAAAGCAAGCUGAAGAACAGACUCGUGAAAAUAGCCCCAUCCACCUGCAUUACAGCAUGUAUGGACAGAAAACUACUCACCACUUGGCUGAGAGGCAUGACCCCAACAUGUAUGAUGAACCUUCUCGAAGUCCCAUCAUUCAAGUUUGCAGAAACCCCAGCUAUUGUUUGCAGCACAAAGAAUACGACACAGAGGAUUAUGACAUAGAGAAACCAAAUCGGCUUCGCCACAGCAUCACUGAUAAGGAGAAUGGCUCCCCGCUUAGCGGGUCAAUGAAGUACAAGGCGAUGUCCCAUGAGUACCCUGCUCAUGAUUUCGUUUCGUUGGGUGACAAGGGGUCUUUGUACAAAAACAUCCUGGAGCGGGAACGUGAACUCCAACAACUGAGCAUCACCGAAUAUCUCAGGAAAAACAUCUCCCAGCUACAGGACGUGCAAGUCCCUGGGCACCAUCAAGAGCUCAAACUGAUGGAGACACUCGUGUACACCAGGCCGAGGAAGGUUAUGGUGGAGCAGACUAAAAAUGAGUACUUUGAACUCAAAGCGAAUCUCCACGCUGAACCGGAUUACUUGGAGGUACUUGAGCAUCAGACGACAUUUAAUUGAGAUGCAGCACACUGGAACAUUACAAUAUCAGACCUGCUUCAAGAGAUAAUGCCUAAAGUGCCUUGAUGAUUUUUAAGCAGAUAUGAUGUGCAGCUGCUGAACUUUGUUAAGGUGAUAUUUUUUUGAAGGAGCACAGUAGAGAGUAUCUUACCCUGCCUAUUUGGUAGAGUUAUUCUGUUUCUUUUGACAAAUAUCAUGUGCCAAUUUUCCAUCUGCAACCAUAGGACACUUGUCACCUUCUUGAAAUUGUAGAACCUGAAACAUUUAUUUCAGGACUUCCAUUGUGGGAACCCUUAUGGAAUCCGGACAUUACUCCAGAGACAGAGUAGGAACGUUAUUCCAAUUGGAGUUCUAAGUUGACCAAUCAGUGUUCACAACUAGUUUUAGCACUGCCUAUGCCACGAUUCAUAUGGUUUAUAGGCAAGCAAGAGGGGUAACAAAAUUUUGCAAAGAGCCAAUAGCAAAGCACUCUAAGUGAACAACUUCUAAAUUGGCUGUACUUUCCAUACCUUUCAAGGUCCUUUGGUCACCCCUCUUGGUGAACCAGAAAUGGUUUUAUUUCGAACCCUACCACAUAAAGGAAAGGAUUUCCGAUAGAAUUCUUUAUUUCUGAAAGCUAAGAAGAAACCAUUACCUAAUAAACCACCAAUGAUAUUUCUCAUUAAUAAUGCCAACUGGCCAUUAGUUACUUAUUGAUACCUAGAACCUGGCUGGUGCUUAUUAUAUACCUUUAGCUACUUGGGUACUUGGUACACUCUAAGAAAGAAACAGGAUUUUUUUUUUUUUUUGUGGAUCUUUAUAGGAUCGUUUGCUAUUUAAGUAUUGUCAGCCUCAUAAAAGGGUUCUAUGGGAAUGCCUUCCUGAUAUGGAUCUGUUGUAAGGUUCUAUUUAGAGACAAAUAACUCAAGGUAUUUCAGUUAUGGCAUGCCUACACUGCAUGUAUCAGCCAUACCUGUGCACAAAUUUACUUACUCGUCUUGCUUGCCCUGUUGCCAAAAUUAAAAUAUGGUUGAAGCUCAAAUUAGUGCUCCCCAAUGAUUGGUCAAAAUUGUAACAUCAGGAUACAGUUAGUCCCAGGACUUUGUUACUAAGCUGUUCUUAGUGGAAAAAUGCAAUUAAAGGUUUUAAUAUCUCAGUCUUCCACGUAGUGGGGGUUAAUGGUCCUCAAGUUUCUAACUGGCUGUUGGAGGUUUUUUUUUGUUGGACUGUUUCUCAUUAUUCCUUGCUGUACCUUCACCAUGCUUUUACAUCGAAUCGGUUACUGGGCAAGAGUAGCGCCGAUACUUUGUGCAGAGGAACAGAAGAUACGUUGUGACAUUUUGGGCAAGAAAAUAAAAGUUUAUGUCCAUAACGUUUUUUUUUUUAACUGUUGCAUCUCGUUACUAUCGAUAUUCCAGCAUUUACUGCAGGUUAUUAUUUUAUGAAAAGAAAAACAAAAAAGGAUUGCACUACUCAAAAACACCAUUUGAAAAGAUGGCACCUGACAAUCAAGUGUAGCUACUGGUAUGUAUGUGAUUGAUGAUUGAUGUAUCCAUUUUUUUUUUUUUUUCUUUUCGAUUUUCAUAAUUCUCCGUAACGUAAUGCAUGAUCGAUAAUUAUGCAGGGUGGUCUGAAAGGAUUUGCUAUACAUAAGAGCACCAUAGCUUUAUUUUGUACCGACAUAGAUCAGAGUUUAUUUAUUCUGUAUAUAUUUGUGCAUAAUGCAGCGUUUCUAUGUAUGUGUGCCUUUUUCGAUGUUGUGAUGACGGAUGUAAAUAAAAGUUACAAUAUAGUGUACAGUUAAAAAAAAAAGCAAAAAAAAAAAAAAAAAUAGCAUCGACACCAUGCUAGCACUGGGUUUUCUUUUGUAUAUUUUUGGAAUUGCUAUUCUUUAGAUAUGCAUUGAAAUGAGAUGCGUUACUGUAUUGUAACUAGAGAAUAUAAUAUUUUUUUCACCAGCUUAACUCCAAGAAUAUUUGAUGCAAAUUCAAUAAAGCAGAUUAUAUGAGUGAAAAAAAAAAAAAAGAAA
Messenger RNA from Silurus meridionalis, 4772 nucleotides. RefSeq names its product SLIT and NTRK-like family, member 6 (gene slitrk6). Gene Ontology annotation, cellular component: membrane. The record is from RefSeq and is a predicted model, not a curated record. Bases 284 to 2764 code for a protein of 826 amino acids. Gene Ontology annotation, biological process: regulation of presynapse assembly; positive regulation of synapse assembly; axonogenesis. Gene Ontology annotation, molecular function: protein binding. NCBI's taxonomy places the organism in Eukaryota, Metazoa, Chordata, Actinopteri, Siluriformes, Siluridae. The transcript is spliced from 2 exons.